UCGCAGCGCUACACCUGUUCCCGCACGCCUCAGUCAGGUGGUUAAUUAACCCAAUUUUGGGAAGUAACCAAUCAGAGGGAUUAUGCAAAUAAGUAUGUAUGCUAAUGAAGGCUAGGGUAUAAAAGUAGAGAGCUUUAGAGUAAAAGGCGCGCAGUUAGACUUCGGGUGCGGACGCACGAGGCUGUCGGAGAAAAUCAUGGCGCAAGCCCCGCACGCCCCUCCUCCGGGGGCCAUCCAAGCAUUGCUGGCAGGACAGGGCCCACCGGUGCCGGCAGCACCUCAACAAGCAGUCCAACAGGCAGCGGGGCAAGGUCCGCAGGCAGCGGGGCAAGGUCCGCAGGCAGCGGGGCAAGGUCUGCAGGCAGCGCAAGCUCCGCAGGCCGCGGGGCAAGGUCCGCAAGCCGCCCCCCAGCACGCGGCGGUACCCCCAGCGCCACCCCCAGCGCCACUUCAGCCAGUAGGACAAGGACAAGGGGCCGGAGCGCCGAUUGUGCAGCAGGGACAGGGGCAGCAGCAAAUACCCCCUCAACAGCCACCAGCGGCACCUCAGGGUGCAGCUGCACCGCAAGCACCCCCGGGAUUACCUCCACAAGUCCAGCAGGCGGCUGGAGUUCAGCCGGAUGGUGCCCCUCCUAUCCCACCGCAAGAGGAACUUGCGCAGUUGGUAAGAUCCCUUCAGGCUACAGUGGAGGGGUUCCAGAGGGGGCAAGUGGGAAUGAGAGCCAUUUUGAGAGAUAUAAGGAGCAUCGUACAGCGGCCAGACGCGCUGUUUGAUGCUGCCUCAGCCAUGCAGCUGGUGGAGGACUUGGCGGCGGCCGCUAAGAGGGAAGGACAUAGAAAAGCGGACGAUUAUCAAGCGGCAGCAGAACUUUUUAGAAUGAAUCGUCACGAUCCUAACCUUAAGGCGGCGUUGAGGGAAAUGUAUGCAACUGAUGCAGAAAGAAAGGUUGGAAAGCGUGUUGGGGGGAUCCUGGAGAAUUUAAGUAAUAAGGGUAACCAGGCAGUUUCAUCUGCACCAGCACUUGGGUCGCGGCAACAGUCGGGACAGUGUGGGCUGAUGCAGCAGCGGUGGCAACCCUAUGUCCCGCAGGGUUUCUUCAGCCCGCCUCAGCCAUUUUCUAACGCAGUACCACAGCAAUGGCUUUCCAACCUUCCCCAGAUAAUUCCCAAUCUGGGUUUGCAGAGUUUCCCCAGCCAGCAGUGGAGCCCCAACCUGGGCCAGCAGGGCUGCUCUGGCCAGGGCCAGCUCUGGAACUCCAAUCCGCCUCAGUUUGGAAAUAGCAACCAAUUUCAACAGGCUAGCAGUAGAACCAGGCGGUGUUAUGGAUGUGGAAGUAAUAGGCAUUUGAUAGCGAAAUGUCCCGAGAAGAGGGGUAGGAUGAAAAAGGAGUAACAUUUUUGUUUGUACUAUUAUUGUUAUGGAGAAUGAAGCAAUUUUGUAACACUGUUGAAUUGUAUGUUUUUUCUUUGGAAGUCAGUGAUCGUGCCCGAUGCGAGUUGGUAAGAACAUGCUGUUGAAAGAUUAUAGUGUGCUGUUUGUUGCAUUUUGAACAAUUUGAUGUGAAGAUGUAAAAUAUGUUGGAUAAUCUGGUUGUCAAAAUUGAAGAAGUACUGAAUUUGUAAUAGUUUGUUGAUGAGAAUAUAAGGUUAACGUGUUUUGUGUGAAAUAUUCGGUCGACGAGAUUUUCUUCAAUAUGUAUGUUGUACCGGUGAUAUUGAUUUCAGAAGAUUCGUAUAUAUUAGAGAUGACUUAAAAUUGUAUUGAGUAUUGCAAGUUCUCUCAGUAACAAUGAAAAGUUUGAGAGAGGCAUUUGAACAGAUAAUGGACCUGGACUGGACUGGACUGGACGUGAAUAAAAAAUGUUUUGGCAAUUUUUA
Messenger RNA from Branchiostoma floridae (Florida lancelet), 1878 nucleotides. RefSeq names its product atherin-like. Bases 197 to 1393 code for a protein of 398 amino acids. Lineage: Eukaryota; Metazoa; Chordata; Leptocardii; Amphioxiformes; Branchiostomatidae. The record is from RefSeq and is a predicted model, not a curated record. The transcript is spliced from 3 exons.